AUUUCAGUUUUGGUAAAAAAAAAUUCAUUUAUUCAAAAAAAAAAAAAAAAUGAUGUCACAUAAAUUUGGAUGGAGAGAGUAAUGAAGAAGUACGUUGAAAAGGCCAAAAACUGGACAUUAUCCUUUGUUAGCGAUGGUAACUCCACUAUUUAUAUCCAGCUCGUGUACUCCACUAUUUCCCCAAGUACUCUUGAUCCUUCAUUAGAACAAAUUUAGUUCUUAAAACAUGGGUCUUAAGUCCAAAUUGUCUGCCCAGAUAGAAGUGAAGGCUAAAAAUGAUGUGUUCCAUGACGUCUUCAGGCACAAACCACACCAUCUCUCCACCAUGUGCCCUGUCCAGGCACAAGGUUUUGACUGUCUUGAAGGAGACUUGGGUACAGUUGGCUCCAAAAUUUGUUGGAAGUAUACCCACGAUGGGAAACAGAAGAUUUCGAAGCAGAUAUUUGAAGUUAUAGAUGAAGAGAAAAAGAUAAUAACUGUCAGGGAAUAUGAGGGAGAUAUAGCGAAGGAAUAUGAAAACUGGAAGGUAAGUCUCCAUGUUGAUGGAGAAGGUGAAAAGGAUUUAGUAACCUGGACUAUGGAGUACGAAAGGCCAAAUAACAAUGUUCCUGAGCUAACAAGUUUGCUGCAAUUUUUUAUUGAUAUGACCAAUGCCAUUGAUGACCAUCAUGUCAAGGCAAGGGACGUGUGAAGCGAUAUAACAACGGCAUGGUUUUUUGCUUUGAAAUAAAUACUUGACAUUAUAUUAUGUAUGAGAGGAUGUCAAGAAAUAUGUGUUUUUCUGUUUUUUUCUUUCUUUUGUGAGUGAUAUAUAACCUUGUUAACUGUAUCACUACCAGUUUAUCCUCGUGAGUAAUAAGACUUAUAGUUUUGAAA
Molecule: messenger RNA, 876 nt
Organism: Capsicum annuum
Lineage: Eukaryota; Viridiplantae; Streptophyta; Magnoliopsida; Solanales; Solanaceae
Product: kirola
Exons: 2
Coding region: 227-691 (154 amino acids)
Biological process (GO): defense response
Source: RefSeq, a predicted model, not a curated record